Messenger RNA from Polypterus senegalus (gray bichir), 2964 nucleotides. RefSeq names its product venom phosphodiesterase 2-like. The transcript has 24 exons. Gene Ontology annotation, biological process: nucleoside triphosphate catabolic process. The record is from RefSeq and is a predicted model, not a curated record. NCBI's taxonomy places the organism in Eukaryota, Metazoa, Chordata, Cladistia, Polypteriformes, Polypteridae. Gene Ontology annotation, molecular function: metal ion binding; nucleoside triphosphate diphosphatase activity; nucleic acid binding. Bases 1 to 2964 code for a protein of 987 amino acids.
AUGGCUCCUGUAUCAAGCUUGGUCCAGCCUAUCGCACCACAAAACCAAUCUACUACCAUAAAAUCACCACACUUGGAUGCCCUUUCUGCUGUACAAUCUCAUUCCAGCCUCUUGAUGGGGCAGGCACCAGAACCUCAAAAUUGUUCCGUUCAGGCAGACAGCCCUUCAUCAUGCUGCAAAGAAACUGGUCUACCUCAAGUGUCGAAAAUUAUUCAAGCAAUGCGGGAGACCAAUAUGGAGGGGCUUGAUUUUGUACAAGGCCAGCUCCCAAAUGCACUCUUAAUAAAGUAUGAAGAUUGUUUUGCUACCAGUUUGGUUGAUGUCGGACUAACCCAUCUAGUCCAGCAUGAUAUUCUGACUGGUGAUGAUAGCCCCCGUAUAUGGCAGAAUCCCCUUGGGCGGGCAGGAGGCAGCAAAUCAGAUCCUAGAAGAGAUGAAGAAAGCACGUUUAUCCCAGGAUUCGCCACAAUUGCAGCACUUCUACAUAAUCUUUUGCACGCAGAUGUGCCUUAUCACUGGACAGAGGAAUGUAAGGAGGCAUUUAGUGGCCUUAAACAAGCCAUCAGCAAGGCUUCUGUUUUAGUUCCUCCUGACCUGAAGUUGCCCUUCCUCUUGGACACUGAUGCAACUGAACUAUGGGAGUGUACUCGGAUUCGUUGUGGAGAAAAAAGACUAAAAAAUAGCAAAUGCCAUUGUUCAGACGACUGCCUUGAAAAGGGGGACUGCUGUACAAAUUAUAAAAAUAUCUGUCAAGGUCAAUCAGAAUGGGUCAGUGGUGCCUGUGAAGAGAUUUCUGUCCCAAGCUGUCCUGCAAGUUUUUCAAAACAGCCUGUAAUUCUAAUUUCACUGGAUGGAUUAAGAGCAGAAUAUCUAAUGACCUGGAGUAAAAUUGUUCCAGUCUUGGAUAAACUAAAAACAUGUGGAACACAUUCUCCUUAUAUGCAAGCAGUUUUUCCUACGAAGACAUUUCCAAACCAUUACACUAUUGUCACAGGUUUGUAUGCAGAAUCCCAUGGAUUAAUUGAUAACAACAUGUACGAUCCUGCCUUCAAUGCAUCAUUCAGCCUUAGCAAUAGUGAAAAAUCCCAACCGCGCUGGUAUCUUGGCCAACCUAUCUGGCUCACUGCUAUGUACCAAGGAUUAAAAGCUGGUACUUUCUUUUGGCCUGGAUCAGAUGUUAAAAUCAACGGAACUUUCCCAACAAUAUAUAAAGAUUUUGACGGUAAAGUACCUUUUGAAGAGAGGGUUCAUACAAUAAUGAAGUGGCUUUCUUUACCAGAAAAUGAAAGACCACAAUUCUAUACACUCUACCUAGAAGAACCAGACAGUUCAGGGCAUAAAUUUGGACCUGUCAGUGGUGGGGUAAUUGAAUCUCUUCAAAGUGUUGAUAGGAUAAUUGGACAGUUGAUGAAUGGGCUUAAACAGCUGGACCUUGACAGAUGUGUUAAUAUUAUAGUAGUUGCUGACCAUGGAAUGGACGCUACGAGCUGUGAGAGAAUGGAAUAUCUAAAUAAUUAUAUCCAUAAUGUCAAUGACCUUUUUGUAUAUGAAGGAGCAUUCAGCAGAAUCAGACAAAAAGAUCGUCAGAUGCCAUUCGAUCCUGAACUUCUUGUGGGAAAUCUAACUUGUAAAAAUACAACUCAGAAAUUUAAGCCAUUUCUGAAACAAAAUCUUCCCAAAAGAUAUCACUAUGCUAACAGCAUGAGGAUUGAAGAUGUUAAUUUGGUCAUCGAUGCACAGUGGUUGCUAUCAAGGGAAAUGGGCUCCUAUACAUUUUGUAAUGGAGGAAACCAUGGAUACGACAACGAUCAUUUUAGCAUGCAGGCAAUGUUUUUAGCAUAUGGACCAAAAUUUUUCUUUAAAUCUAAAAUUGAACCAUUUUCCAAUGUGCAGUUAUAUAAUGUAUUAUGCGAUUUGCUUGAAAUCCAUCCAGCUCCUAACAAUGGUACCCAUGGUAGUAUGAACCACAUGCUGAGAAAACCAUUUUAUAAUCCAAAAUUGCCUCAAGAGAUGUCCCAGCCUGAAAUAUGCCCUCUGAAAUCCCUGAAUCCAAGUGAUAACCUGACAUGUUCAUGCAACUCCACGAAUGUGGAAGAAUAUAAUAAAAGAUUAAAUCUAACAACUAAUGAAGUGGAAAUCGCAGAGAAAACACACAUGCCUUUAGGAAGACCUAUUAUGUUACAGGAAAAUGAGCAGUACUGCCUCUUGCAUCAUCAGGGAUUUGUGAGUGCGUACAGCAGGAUGAAACUGAUCCCCAUCUGGACGUCUUUCACUUUGAAUAAAUCUGCGAUUGCUGAUCCUCUACCAGAGAUCAUAAAAGACUGCCUGAGAGCAGAUGUUCGAAUUCCUCCAGAAGACAGUGCGAAAUGUGAAUUAUACACUAAGGAUAUUCAAAUCACAGAAUCAUUUCUUUAUCCUCCAAAUCUUGCUGAAUCCUUAUCUGAACAGUAUGAUGGUCUGUUAAUAAGCAAUGUGGUACCCAUGUAUCCUGCCUUCAAAAAAAUCUGGAUGAACUUCCAUAAUAUCACCUUGAAAAAGUAUGCUUUGCAUUACGGGCUCAUCAAUGUAGUAUCUGGUCCCGCAUUUGAUUAUAAUUACAAUGGACGCUUUGAUUCAGUUAAUGAGAUUAAAAAGCAUGUUUAUGGUACACAGAUCCCAAUCCCCACACAUUAUUUCAUUAUUAUUGCCAGCUGUAAAAAUGGAGUUCAAAACUUACUGCAGUGUGAUGGAGGACUACAAACCAUUUCAUUUAUUUUGCCUCACAGACCUGAAAACCAAGACAUCUGCAGAAGUGGUCAGGAUGAAAUAAAAUGGACAGAGGAUUUCAUGUGGCUUCACCAAAGUACAGUGACUGACGUGGAGUGGCUGACAGGGCUUGACUUUUUUCAUAGCAGUAAUCUGAAAGUUGCAGAGCUUCUUCGUAUAAAGUCAUUUCCUACUGCUGCUAUCCCUAGAUUGCUUUGA